UGUUUGUUUUACUCAGUUAAUUUUUCAUCAUCUCAGUGUAAAAAUGCGUUCCGUGGAGAUUAGCACUUGGCUCGGCAUUAGCAUUGGCGCUUUGGUGGGUGGCGUUUCGCUUUGGUGGGUAUGCUGCAUGCGCCUACGCAGGAGUAAACGACAUCCCAACGCCGAUAAUUGGCAAUAUCUUGGUACACUAAAAGCCAUAAAUUUCUAUCCUGUCAAAGGUGGUGCUCCCGUACGUCUGGAAAAAGUAGAAUGCUCUCAGUUCGGGGUGCAUUCGAACGAUUUGUGGGAGCGUUGCUUGGUUGCCUACGAGGAGUCUGGUGGGGUGGUGUAUGCUGGCUCCUAUCCGCGUAUGCUGAGCAUACGUUCGGUGAUCGUGAGAGACAAGGUAUUGCGACUGGAGGCACCGAAUAUGCCGCCGUUAAUUGUGGACUUGAAUGAGUUGUUGCGAGGGCCGUUAAAAGCGCCUGAGAAAUGUAAAAAUGCUAUUGGCAAGCGUUUAGUUGAAUGUCAGGCCGAACACCAUGAGUGGUUCUCGCGUGCCGUAGUGCAGCGUGAGAACGGAUUGCGUUUGUAUGUAAAAUUGUUACCAUCAAAGGGAGAAGCGAGGGGGAUUUUUCCAGUUAUGGUAAUACAUGAAAGUUCGUUACAUGACCUUAAUGAGCGUCUCAGUGGCCAAAAUAAACGUGUCGACUGUCAACAGUUUCGCGGAAAUCUGGUAGUCGAUAGCAAUCCAAAUGUACCACCUUAUGAUGAGGACCGUUGGUUGUGGCUGAAAUUCGGUAAUGACGCAGAACGCUCGACGAUCAUCAGGUAUAAUUCCGAUUGUUUGCGAUGUAUUGUGGUCAAUAUAAAUGUGGAGGAUUAUACGCGGGAUACCAAUUUUGAACCGCUUAAAACGUUAAAGAAAUAUCGCCUCCUCCAAAAUCCAAAAGAACCAUCUAUGGGUGUUUAUUUUGAUGUUUAUAAAUGUGGCAUGCUAAAUAUUGGUGAUCCCAUUUAUGUUCAAUAUAGGUAGAUACAAAAAAAGUGGAAGUUAAUACAUACAAUUACAUAUAUGUGGGUACGGCCAUUCCAAGCUUCUGCGCGAUGGCCCUCGCCUAGAUUAUUAACAAA
Molecule: messenger RNA, 1113 nt
Organism: Rhagoletis pomonella (apple maggot)
Lineage: Eukaryota; Metazoa; Arthropoda; Insecta; Diptera; Tephritidae
Product: mitochondrial amidoxime reducing component 2-like
Exons: 3
Coding region: 44-1015 (323 amino acids)
Molecular function (GO): molybdenum ion binding; catalytic activity; pyridoxal phosphate binding
Source: RefSeq, a predicted model, not a curated record